AUGAAUUUACAUGUUUUUUUUUCUUAUCUCGGCGUGUAUAUAGAUAGUUUUCCAGGAGGGUAUGUGACGAUAUGGUGGGACAUCAUGAAUGAAACUCGUGGUAGCUACUCAGCUAAUGUCACAAUAAUCGACAACUUUAAGAAUCACGACAUUGAAGGGCCAUGGACACUAACCUGGGAAUGGCUUGAAGACGAAAUUCUAUUGAGCACUGUGGGUGUUAUUGGUACACAACUUGGGAAUGACGUAUCCGUAGGUGACAAUAAGUGGCCUUUGAAUAAUAAUUUGCCACUACUCAGGGAGAAAGUAGUACCAAAGUGUUGCAAGGACGAUGUGAUUCCCUCGUGGUGUAUAGAAACCGACCUUGAGAAAAGCUCUUCUUCAUUCCAAAUUACUGUUGGACGAGUUGGUACUGAAUAUUAUCCGCCACAAGAUGUCGUGUUUAAGACACCAAGAUCAGGUUUCAUGUGUUUUUCAACGAUGCCAUUUUCUACGAGACGGGGUUACUCGAUUAGAUAUCCAGGAGAGUUUGUGACGAUAAGUUGGGACAUCAUGAAUGAAACUCGUGGCAGCUACUCAGCUAAUGUCACAAUCAUCGACUACUCGAAGAAUCACGACACUGAAGGGCCAUGGGCUCUAAGCUGGGAAUGGACCGAAGACGAAAUUCUAUUGAGCACUGUGGGUGUUGCUCGUGACAAUAAUAGGCCUUUGGAUAGUAAUGUGCCACCACGCAAGGAGAAAGUAGUACCAAAGUGUAGCGAGGACGAUGUGGAUCCCUUUUAUUAUAGAGAAGAUGACCUUGCAGAAAGCUCUUAUUCGUUCCAAAUUACUGUUGGCCGAGUUGGUAUUGAGUAUUAUCCACCAGAAUAUCUCGAGGUUACGACACCAAGAUCAGAGUUACAUGUGUCGUUCACUAAUGGUGCCAUUUCUUAA
This is a messenger RNA of Eruca vesicaria subsp. sativa (arugula), 930 nucleotides long. The record is from the annotation of a GenBank genome assembly. NCBI's taxonomy places the organism in Eukaryota, Viridiplantae, Streptophyta, Magnoliopsida, Brassicales, Brassicaceae.